Molecule: messenger RNA, 6579 nt
Organism: Salvia splendens (bonfire salvia)
Lineage: Eukaryota; Viridiplantae; Streptophyta; Magnoliopsida; Lamiales; Lamiaceae
Product: histone-lysine N-methyltransferase SUVR5
Exons: 12
Coding region: 2033-6439 (1468 amino acids)
Cellular component (GO): nucleus
Molecular function (GO): histone methyltransferase activity; zinc ion binding; protein binding
Source: RefSeq, a predicted model, not a curated record
UAUGUGUAACAUGUUUCAUGGCAAUAUUGGCAUAGCACCAGCCAUGACCUAGCUAUACUGUUCUCUUUUUAAUUACCCGAUUUAGGAAAAUAUCAGUCGAAUUACUUUGUUGAUUGGUUAAUUAAAAUUUGUGGCUUGGUUAAUUGUGUUAGUUUCUUGGUUAAUUGAAUUGUUUUCUUGUAGAGAUUUCGUGUGCCAUUGAUUGUAAAUUCAGUGUCUCGUAUUUUGGGGUUGUCGAUAUUCACUCUCUCUCUCUCUCCCUUUAUUUAAUCUUACCCAAUUUUAUUAUAAAGUUUACUCUUUUUUUCUGAAUUUGAAGUUGGACGGUUUGGAGAGUUUCACCAUUGCUUUGACUCAUGAGUGAUUUAGGGUUUUAAAUUUGUGGGCUGGUUUCCAGUUUUGGGGAAUUGGCGAGUACUAAUUGGGUAUGAAACUAUGAAUUGAUACUUAUUUUAUUUUACCAGGAAUUGUCGUCAUUCAUUCAACAGUUUGCAACUUUGCAUGCAUUUCUCCAAAUUGAACUAAUAAAAGAGCGAUUAUUUUAAGUUUAGCAGGCAACAUAUUGAGGAAUUCUCUUGCAUCAAUUUUAGACAUUCAGGUUGUAAAAUUAAUUACUUUUUUUUAAUUCUCUGUUUUUCUGUUUCUUCGGCUGCAUCCGGCUUUAAUGGGUGCAUCGGAAAUAGUUGAGCUACAUGCGCGUGUAAAUAUGUGGAUGUGUUGGUUUAUCUUUGAUUGUAAUGAGCUGCAGUGACAUCUUUGGCAAGUGUAUCUCCACAUUGAAUUUCGAUCUAGUUAUAAGCUAUUUCUGAAUGGAGUUAGUUCUGGUUUCAGUUAUCUAGGCAUAUUGACAGUAAGUGUUGCUACACAAGUUUUCUCACUGAUUGAAGAUCUUUCUGAUAAUUAUGAUAUUUAUUUUAUUAUUUCCUAACGAAUGUGGCAGCUUUAUAUAUAACUACAAAAUAACUGUUGAUCAUGGAUCUGGAUUAUAACUUUUUGAUUUUUAAAAAAACUUUUAUUUUAUUUUAUUUUAUUUUAUUUUAUUUUUCGUUGGAUUUUGGUCUGACUUCAUAGGAAUUCUGUGUUUCACCCUUAAAGAGCUUCAAAUUAUUCAGAGAAAUUAUUCAGAGAACAAGGCAGACUAAAAAGAUGGUGUUUAAUGUUAUUCUAGAAGAUGAGUUUCGAGAAAUUGUCCUGAUAUUUUGUAAUAAAUAUUCUGAGGAUAGAGUUCUCGAGUUAAAGUUAGUGAUUGGUGAUUUGAUAAAAAACUUAACUUUUUGUGCUAUGAAAGAAAAAUUUAGCCAAAACAUAUUUUUUGUGCUAAUCCCUCUUCGCAAAUAACAAUUAAAUUCAAUCUGAACUAAUCAUUGUAAAAAUUCCUGAUAAUCCUAGAAUUUCCUUCAGUGUGGGCAUUGGGCAGGCUGUUCUGGAUUACCAACUCAACCCUCAUUACAAAUCAACCACAAAUUUGUGUUCUGAAAAAAAAAUUAACCAAAAACAUAUUGAUUCCGCAUCUUAUAAAAUUUAGUGUAAGCAUUGUGUCAAUACAUUUCCUUUCUGGACCAAAUGACAAAAGUAGUAUCAGGAAUGCUCUUGGAAACUAGAAUUUCUGAAUGAUAAUUAAUUAAUGCUAUAAGAAUGGAUUGAGUUUUGAAAGCCAGCAGGAGCUGUAUAGAUUUUCAGGUUAUAACUUUCAUCAUGGGGUCUGCUUUAUAGGUUAAAUGUAUAUGAGUGCUGUAAAAGUUUUAGACUCCAUUCAGCUAUGGUGAAAGUGAUGCUUUAAAACUAUUGAAAUAGCAUUAUUAGAUGCUAUGUAGUCAAACCUGGUAUAAAUAGUCUAGCAUCAGCAUAGAACUACUAAAAUUGCAUUCUUUUGGCUGAUUACAUAUUUCAUUUUCUCAGGUGCUGUGUCUUAUGUUAAGCUAACCUACUGCUUACUGCCACUUUCAAUUUUACUCUGGGCUGUGGAGGGGCAGGCUCAUUUUUGAAGAUUAUGAUGCACAAUAGCGGCAUGACGUUAUUUUAGUGUUCAAUUAUGGAAGUGCUUCCUUGUGCUCCUCACGUUGGAGAGUCAGAUUGCCCUAAACCUGAACAAGAAACAGCUUUUAAGGAUGAUGGAAAAUCUGGCUGCCAUCAAGGUUCAGAUUAUGUUAGAACAGAUCUCAAAUUUGAUGACUUAACUCUUACUGUUGGAGAAUCUCAUGAAGUAAGAGAAGAUGGAAGUCAGUUUUCAGUCGAGGGUUUCCCUACUUUAAAUGGUGGCUCUAACGAGGAUGAUUUUGCUGAACCUUGCCAUAUAUUAGAAAACUCUCACCAAAUCUCGAAUACAAUUGGAGGCGGAGUGUCAAGUAACCACCAGGAGGGUUCACCUCAUUCGGAAAUCAAUGGCCUAGAUGAGCCCCAAGCAGUUUGGGUAAAGUGGAGAGGACAGUGGCAGUCAGGGAUUAGAUGUGCAAGGGCUGACUGGCCAUUAUCCACUCUAAAAGCAAAGCCAACUCACGACAGGAAACAAUAUCUUGUGAUAUUCUUUCCUCACACCAGAAAUUAUUCUUGGGCAGAUGUACAACUAGUUCGUCCUAUCGACGAAUUUCCCAAUCCCAUUGCUUACAAGACGCACCAAGUUGGUAUAAAGAUGGUUAAAGAUUUGACACUUGCGCGUCGUUUUAUCAUGCAGAAGUUGGCUGUGGGGAUGCUUAAUAUUCUUGACCAAUUAAAUCGCGAGGCUUUGAUAGAGAGUGCUCGUGAUGUGAUGGUCUUGAAGCAUUUUGCCAUGAAGGCCUCGCACUGUAAAGAUUAUUCAGACCUUGGAAAGAUGCUUUUGAAACUUCAGAAUAUGAUACUGACGCGUUGCAUAACUUCAGAUUGGCUACUCAAGUCUUUGGAGUCUUGGAAACAACGAUGUCAUGAUGCAAAUAGUGCAGAAUGCAUAGAAAUGCUAAAAGAGGAAUUGUCAGACUCCAUCUUAUGGAAUGAAGUAAAUUUACAAUCAAGUGAAGCAGCACAGUUGGAUGGGGGAUCUGACUGGAAGAGCUGGAAAUCUGAGGUUAUGAAAUGGUUUUCAGUUUCACAUCCUAUAUCUACAGACGUGGCUUUGGAACAACCUGUUAGUGAUAGCCCAUUGACCAUGGAACUUCAGACGCCUAAGAAAAGGCCCAAGCUUGAGGUUCGUCGUGCUGAUACGCAUGUGUCUGGUACGUCUGGUACACAUCAAUCUGUUCCUGUUGAGACUGAUGCCUCCUUUUUUAAUGGGUACAUGAAUUCGGCAUUGCUGGAAGCUGAAACUUUAAAAAGAAACAGUCCCGUUGAGGUUGCUGACCUAGCAGGAUCUACUAGUUGUGCAGCUAAUAGUUGGAAUGAUAUAGUAGUUGAGGCUGGAAAUGUGGCUGUUACUAAGACUACUACAGAUGUGGACCUGACUCCUUCCAGUGUUGUUACUCAUAAGUUCUCAGAAUCAGGAAAUCAUAAUCGACAAUGCAUGGCAUUCAUUGAAGCUAAAGGAAGACAAUGUGUGAGGUAUGCCAGUGAGGGAGAUGUAUACUGUUGUGUGCAUCUUUCCUCUCGUUUCAUUGGCAGUUCUGCUAAAGCCGAAGCAACACCUCCCACCGACCCACCAAUGUGUGGAGGUACCACGGUGCUCGGAACUAAAUGCAAGCACAGAGCUCUAAUUGGUUCUUCAUUCUGCAAGAAACACAGGCCGCAUGAUGGAAAAAACAUUUCAUCUCCUGUUAAUAAACUUAAAAGAAAAUUUGAAGAAAAUCUUAUGUAUUCAGAGGGUACAGGUCCUAUUAAAUUGGUUCUUUCCAGAGAAGAUGCAAAUCCUGCACAUCUAGACCCACUGUUGUUGGAUAGGGGAAAACACCACCCUCAAGAAAGCAGUGUCAGUGAGAAGACCGAGCAGCCUCAACAAAACUCACCUAGUGAUGAAACAUUGCAAUGCAUAGGUUCAUGGCCCCAGGUUGGUGAACCCUGUCUCGAGAGUCCCAAAAGGCACUCCCUAUACUGCGAUCAACAUAUACCAAGCUGGCUUAAACGGGCAAGAAAUGGAAAGAGUAGGAUAGUUUCCAAGGAGGUGUUCAUGGAGCUUCUGAAAAAUUGUCAGUCAAGGGAGCGAAAAUUGCAAUUACACCAGGCAUGUGAACUUUUCUACAGGCUUUUAAAAAGCAUAUUAUCUUUGAGAAAUCCAGUACCUAAGGAAGUACAAUUUCAAUGGGCUAUUGCUGAAGCUUCGAAAGACACCAGAGUAGGGGAAUUUUUAAUGAAAUUGGUCUUCAGUGAAAAGGAGAGGUUAAAGAAGCUAUGGGAUUUUGGAGAUGGUCAAAGCUUGCAAGCUUCAUCAACCGUUGAAGAUUUGGUGCCGGUUCAGGUGCAGAUGCUUAAAGAUAGUUGUGAAGAAACUGUGAUUAAGUGCAAAAUAUGCUCAGAGACACUUACUGAUGACCAAGCACUUGGAAAGCACUGGAUCGAGAGCCACAAGAAAGAAGCUCAAUGGCUAUUUAGGGGCUACGUGUGUGCAAUUUGCCUGGAUUCUUUUACUAACAGAAAGAUUUUGGAAACUCAUGUGCAAGAGAGGCAUCAUGUACAGUUUGUGGAGCAGUGCAUGCUUUUGCAGUGUAUUCCAUGUGGCAGUCAUUUUGGGAAUCCAGAUGAGUUAUGGUCGCAUGUGCUCUCAGUUCAUUCCUCCAAUUUACGUUUGUCUAGUACUGCUCAACAGCAAGAUACCAGUUCAUUGCACACAAUAGAGGGAAACGUGUUGGGUUCUGUAGAACAUGCAAAGUUUGACAAUCAGUCGGUUAACCGGAGAUUCAUUUGCAGGUUUUGUGGCUUGAAAUUUGAUUUGUUACCUGAUCUUGGUCGCCAUCAUCAAGCUGCUCAUAUGGGAGAGCAAACCUCCAGCGGUCCCCGUUUGAAAAAGAAGGGUAUUCAAUUUUAUGCCCAGAAGCUGAAAUCAGGCAGACUGACUCGUCCUGGAUUUAAAAAGGCUUUGACUUCAGCAUCAUAUAAAAUUAGGAAUAGGAGUGUGCAAAAUUUGAAGAAGCGUAUCCAGGCGUCGAGUUCUAUUGUCCCAACUGAGAUCAUGGUGCAACCUUCUGUACCGGAUGCUGCUACUCUUGGUAGAUUGGCAGAUUCUCAGUGCUCAGCUGUUGCUAAGUUACUAAUUUCUGAAAUAAAAAAGACAAAACUGCGGCCCAAUAAUUCAGAAAUUCUGUCAAUUGCCAGCUCAGCUUGUUGUAAGGUUGGUUUGCAAGCUUCAUUAGAGGAAAAGUAUGGAGUCCUGCCUGAAAGGCUGUACCUUAAAGCUGCCAAACUAUGCAGCGAUCAUAACAUUAUAGUUGAAUGGCACCGAGAUGAUUUUAUUUGUUCUAAAGGGUGCUUGCAAAGUGUUAAGUUUCCCUUUUUGUCUCCGCUGGGGCCAUCAUCAGACAAUUCUUUCAAGACUAGAUGUUCUCCCGAACCUAACCUUUUGAGUUCAGAAUGGACAUUGGAUGAAUGCCAUUGUGUUAUUGAUUCCCAGCACUUUUCCAUGGAUCUCUCUGAGAAAAAUGUUAUUUUAUGUGAUGACAUAAGUUUUGGACAAGAACCCAUGCCGAUAGCUUGUGUGGUGGACGAAAAUAUUUUGAAUGCCGAGGGACCUGAUGGGCAAAGUACAGAGUACUCCUUUCCUUGGGAAAGCUUUACUUAUGUUAGAAAGCCAUUGCUUGAUGAAUCCCUUGUUCUUGAAUCAGAGAGUUUGCAAUUGGGGUGUGCUUGUGCUCAUUCAACAUGUUCUUCUGAAACAUGCGAUCACGUGUAUCUUUUUGACAAUGAUUAUGAAGAUGCAAAAGAUAUCUACGGAAAGCCUAUUUACGGAAGGUUUCCAUAUGAUGAGAGAGGUUGCAUUAUAUUGGAGGAGGGUUAUCUUGUUUACGAGUGUAAUCAGAGGUGCAGUUGCAGCAGAGCUUGCCAGAAUAGGGUUUUGCAAAAUGGAGUGCAAGUGAGGUUGGAAAUAUUUAAAACAGAGAGAAAGGGUUGGGCAGUAAGGGCUAGGCAAGCAAUUCCUUGUGGUUCAUUUGUCUGCGAGUACAUUGGUGAGGUUAUAGAUGAAAAGGAAGCAAAUGAGAGACGCAGCAGGUAUAGUACAGAAGGUUGCGGAUAUUUUUAUGAGAUUGAUGCUCGCAUCAAUGACAUGAGUAGACUAAUGGAAGGGCAGGUCUCUUAUGUGAUUGAUGCCACAAAUUAUGGAAAUGUUUCUCGUUACAUUAACCACAGCUGUUUGCCCAAUCUCGUGAAUCAUCAAGUUCUAAUAGAAAGUAUGGACAGUAAGCUGGCACAUAUCGGUCUCUAUGCCAGCCGAGAUAUUGCUUUGGGUGAGGAAUUGACUUAUGAUUUCCGAUACAAGCUGUUGGCUGGAGAAGGAUGCCGUUGUGAAUGUGGGGCUUCGAAUUGCAGGGGAAGGCUUUAUUAAUGUGUUAAGAGGAUGAGAAGAUGGUUCAGUGAUGGAUUGAAGCUUAUGCAAUCUAACGUAGCUUACAGUUAGUGCCAUGAAUUCAAUGUAUUAUUUUCAGUUUGAUUUUUGCAUAAUGCAGAUGCUUUUAUUUCCUCUAA